UAGAGAAAAAGGCUUUGUAUUAAGUCUAGUCAUUACUUGGGUGUUACAUGUUAACGUAGCGAUUGUUGAAUAUGUUCAAAGUAGCACCGAAGAUUGUCAUUGUUGUAACUAUCGUAGUUGGAUGUUUAGGGUUAGAUCCGGCAUGUUUUCCUGGGUGCAGGUACACUGAUCAAUGGACAGACUGCGUCCCUUUCCGUAAAUUACAUGGUUUGGGUCUGCGUACACGGGGUACUUGUGUGUUAUGCCCCGCGGAGCUACAGUCACAAGCUAUGGGUAGUGGGAAUAACUCCUCCCGACCAACUGCGCUUUGCCUUCCCCCUAAACUUAACGUGGCAGUUAGAGGUUUCACAUUUGGGGUCCUCUCAGUUCAGAAAAUACGGCUUCCUCCUUCAUUAAAGACCGAUGUCGUUGCUUUGGUGGAAUGUGGGAUCACUGAUUUAGAUCAGGACACUUUGGCCGCGUUUCCUACAUUGAAGUCCUUGCAGCUCGAUUCCAACAACUUGACUCACGUGAAACGAGCCUGGUUCGACGGUUUGAAAUUUCCGCAGUUGUUGUGGACUCUGUCCUUCUCCCACAAUAAUAUAAGCAGCAUGGAUUCAGCAUGCUUCCAAAAGCUCACUGGCCUAGUAACAUUGCUGCUUGACAAUAACGCACUGCAAAGUGUCGAGCCAUCUUGGUUUCACAAUCCGGAAUUAGGCCAACUGUCUUUGAGAUCAAAUUCUAUCAAAAGCAUUCAUCCCCAAGCAUUUAAGUCACUGGAAAGGCUCAGCGAGCUAGACUUGAGCCGAAAUGAGUUAACGUGUGUGCCCUGGGAGACUAUGAGCGGGCUACAGUUAGAAAAGCUGGCACUGGGCGGGAAUAGAUUGCUUAGUCUCGGUAAUUUCGCUCCUUUGGUACUGAACUGGCGGCUUGAUUAUUCUUACUACCUAUUCUCAGGCGUAAGAGUUGCAGUUAGGGUUAACCAGAUGCUUUUCUGUAUCACUAAAGGUCCUAAACUAACACAAUAUCACGUUCACACACACUACAAUACCUCACACCUACUUCCGUCCGACCAGGAGCAUAUCAAUCUAUGCUACAAGCUUGGCAAGUUUAUCUCAACAAACCAGAUAAAGUAUGCCCUACCAUUUGUAGCCAUUUCAGUCAGCACAGAAACAGACGAACACACUUUAAACAUCACCCACUUGUGCACACAGGCUUGGGAAGCUUCUACAGGCGUAAAAGUAGCACUAGGGGGAAACACUACAUUACAGAUUGUUCCUACCGGUCUAGACUCCCUGUCCCAAACCUUUGCUGUAGUUGUAUCGGAUACUAUGUCUGAUAGUGCGAACAGAAGCAUGUCGGAUGCUGAUGUCCACCGUAAAAAUAUCAGCACCUUUGGUCAUGAAGAAAUGAUGAACGUGACAUGUCAUGUGGACGCUCGGGGGGAAACCUACCGACAUGCCUUCACUGCGCCCGUGUCUAGUACUCCUGAUGGCACCGUGUGUGUAGAAAAGACCCAGACCACAACGUCCGUGUCCAGCACAACAGAAACGAUGACCCAGCAGGCCACAACAAAACCUACCACCCUGACAACGGAGGUCGGUAGGAAUCAGACGAACCUGACAAAAAAUUUAAUUGUGACGGCGCGACCGGGGAAAGAGCGAUGCGCGUGCAAGUAUAUAUAUGUGGGUAUCAUCACAGGGGUAACCUCAGUGUUAGCUGUAGUAACGGUGGAGCUUGUAGCACUGCUAGUACUAGUAGUCUGUGUUAUCAGCAAGCAGCGCCGUUCGUCGCGACAGGACAACCCACCUGUUCUCUCGCUGAAUCGAUGGGUACUCGGCGGGGCAGGUGGCGAGGACGCCCCGAUCCCGGUCAAUGGGAGUCCCGUCAGCGCGACUGAUGCGGCCACGCAGACCGCUGAAAGUGACCUGCACCAGUACGACGAGAUCCCAGACGCGUACUUUAACUACUACAACACACGGCCUGGGGUACAGAAUCCUUACUGGGAAAUUCCCGACGAGUACUACACUGACUACGUGAACACACGGACCGAGUCGUACCCAGACGAAGUGGUGACUUUCUACGCCGCUGCCGCUAACGUGGCCCUUCCUUCACAAACCCGGCAGGGCGGCAAACAUCCAUCCUACAACACCGUCCCUCGUACUAGAUCACUCCCACAGAUACAUACACGGCAGAGGAAGGCAAACGUUAGAUCGUAUGGCGUGCGUGUAGCGGGUAAGGACAGGGUUAGAGAUAGGGUCUUCACUGGUAGGUAUGGCAGAACGCGGGGAGCCCUUAUGUCCAGGAGUGGUCUGUAUAAUAAUAAUCCCCUCACAUUGGCAAGCAGACAGCAGGCAAACGUGAAAUACCAGGCUGCACACAUACACACACCCUCAAGGACACGACGAAACAUGGCAUAUCUACACGCACAAACCCCGCAUCACCCGACUGCAAAAUCUGUCUUGGGAAAGUCUACAAACAUGGCAAACCGUCGCCGGUACAGUAUCUAGGGAGUGGACGUUAUUGAGCGAACUGAAAGAGUUGGUUAUGUAACAACAUAUAAGCCCAGGGGAAGAGUUAAGCAAUCUAUUCCUGUUCCCGACAUAAUGUUUUUUACACACCGAGAGGAAGUUUACAACGCAGAGGUUUCAUUUUCUGGUCCUGAAAAUAAAAACGCUACAAUCGUUCCACCAAGCAUGGGCAAAGUAUUAUUAAGAUGCCACCAAAUUGUGAGACCCCAGCCGACCUGUCUUUAAAUUUCUACAUGCCUGUGCUAUACAUGUACCCCCACCUCUACUAAGGGAAGGCAUUCCGGUUGCUAGAUUUCUUAUCAGCUAAAAAUGUCUGAGUGUCAUAUAUACAGGCAGGCACGCUC
Branchiostoma belcheri (Belcher's lancelet) is the source of this 2854-nucleotide messenger RNA. RefSeq lists its product as uncharacterized. Bases 72 to 2489 code for a protein of 805 amino acids. NCBI's taxonomy places the organism in Eukaryota, Metazoa, Chordata, Leptocardii, Amphioxiformes, Branchiostomatidae. Gene Ontology annotation, cellular component: plasma membrane. The transcript has a single exon. The record is from RefSeq and is a predicted model, not a curated record. Gene Ontology annotation, molecular function: protein binding.